AUGCAUGGUGAAAAGAGACCAGCGACCAAAAAGGAUUUGGGCAUCUGGGUCUCCUCAAUCCCGUCCUUCUCACUGCAUCAUGAGAAAUCGGCCCAAAAGGCAUUCGCCGUUUUACGGAUGAUCGGACGCACCUUCUCCCGUAGUAUAUGCAUGGACGUCCAAAUACUUUAUGGGGCCUACGUCAGACCGCUCCUGGAGUACGCCAACCAAGUUGUCUACUCAGGACGCACGAAGGACAUCACCCUCAUUGAGCGUGCCCGGCGGGCCGCUACGAGAAUGUUUGCCUGCCGCAACUCCGUGGACUGCGAAACGCGUCUCGCGAUGCUUGAUCCCUUUCCCCUGGAGUACCGUCGCCUCCGAGGGGGCCUAAUUCCUACUUAUGCCCUGUUUGAACAAAGCUUGGCAAACAAGUCAAAGCGGAAACCACCAGUGAGUGCGACCGAGGAUAUCUACCAUAAACGGGUCAAACAUGAGUCACCGGAAAGUUUUGAACCGAAGUCUGCCGACAUUAUACUACCCUGUUUGAAGGAUGCGUCACCAGUACCGGUCAUCAUUCCCAAGGAAGAUACAGAGGAAACCUUUGUUCGACUCCCGUUAAUUCACUCUUGUAUAGCCAGUCUUUCUGUUUGUACGGAACUUCGUAAACCCGUCUUGUUGGCUGGUCCUGUGGGUUGUGGAAAGACGCGCUGUAUCGACUUUGUGGCUUGUUUACAGAAAGCUUCCGUCUGUCGCGUGCAAAUCAGUGAGCAAACAGAUUCCAAGAGUCUUUUGGGAGCCUACUGUUGUACGGAGACACCCGGUCAAUUUGUUUGGCGACCGGGUCCUUUACUAACUUCUUUAACGCAAGGAUCUUGGCUGGUACUCGAAGAUGUGGACCGUGGACCCGCGGACUUGCAGAUGUUGCUCGCUCCGUUAUUUAAGCCCAAUCAUUCAUCGAGUCAUCGUCUCGACCUCAUUGAUCCCACCACGGGUCUGCCUGUUGAUCAACACCGAAACUUCCGCAUUCUAAUGACGCGUCGGCUUGUUCUCAGUCGCACUAAUGAAUGGCGAAUGGAAUGCGACAAUCCCUGCGCGGAGUUUAUUGACCGACACUGUUCAGUCAUCAUGUUGCCUUCUCUCACUGAUGACAGUCUACGAAAAUUGGUUAGCCGACUCCACCCCUCACUCCACACGUUGCUUGACCGCGUUUUAACUAUUUAUGGGUGUGUUCGGCAAGAUCUGGAGUCCAGUUCAGCAUUCACUGGGUCGCGCACCAUUUCACCACGGGAUUUGUUGAAAUUCUGUGCUCGAAUAUCUCGACCUUCUGUUGAAUCUCUCCAGUCUGACUCCUUGCUGUUGCAUGCAGUUGACUGCUUCGUAGCUUGUGUGUCCGACCCAAGCCGUUUGCUUCAGCUGGCUUCUAAAAUAGCCGGAGAGCUCAAUCUGACUGCGGAGAAGGUUAUGUUCAUUCUCUACAAACGAUCCGUUGAUCUUCGGUUGGAUCCAGACGGAGCAUUGAUGUAUCUAGGACGAGCACAGCUUCCUUGUCAUCGCACUGCAGAGUGGGAAGCACGGUUGGCGGGUGGAGCAACUCUCAGCCAGUCGACCGGGGAUGUUGUUUCUCCGUUCGCUUCAACGCACUUGGCUUGCACUCUGCUCGAGCGUCUUGCAGUAGCUGUUGAGCACAAAGAGCCAGUUCUUCUUGUCGGGGAGACGGGGACGGGAAAGACUUCAGCUAUUCAACAGUUGGCACAUCUUUGUGGCCGCCGUUUGCGCGUAAUCAACUUGAAUCAGCAAUCAGACAGUGUUGAUCUACUUGGCGGCUUCAAACCAGUAGAUACACGCUCCCUUGUGAGGCCUGUGCGAGAGCGUUUCGAAGCACUGUUUUGUCGAACCUUCCGAAUGGACAAAAACGUAGGAUACCUGGAACAUAUCAAUGAAUACUUCAAUUCAGGACAGUGGCGCGAUCUGAUAACCUUGAUGCAGCACCCUACACGUUUGGCUGUCGAACGCCCUGCUGGUUCGGCUAACUUGUUGCAUGAAGAAUGGCUUGGGUUACUCGAUCAGCUAAACCAAUUGCAAAGACGUUUCGAAAAUGCUGUCAAGACAAAUCAGUCGGCCGUAGGUUUCGCCUUCAUCGAGGGUGCUCUGGUUCGUGCUGUGCAAGAUGGUGACUGGGUACUUUUGGAUGAAAUCAAUCUGGCACCUGCGGAGAUGUUGGACUGCUUGAGCGGGCUUCUGGAUUCUGAGCAAGGGAGUGUGACACUAGUGGAACGCGGCGACAAAACACCACUUAAACGCAAUCCGGACUUCCACCUGUUCGCCGCAAUGAACCCAUCAACGGAUGUGGGCAAACGUGAACUGCCUGUAGGACUGCGCAAUCGUUUUACCGAAAUCUACGUUCCUGAACUGGACCCUGGAGUAAAUGACUCACAACUCAAUCCUAUUCGUGCCACAGACCGUGAAGAUUUGGCUAUUCUAGUCAGGGCGUACUUGUUGCCGCUCAAUCCGUCGCCUACACAAGUUACGACAGUUGUACGGCUAUACGCUGCUUUGAGACAAGCGGCUGUCGAAGGUCUGGUGGAUGGAGUUGGCCAAAAACCCCACUUUAGUCUCCGUACCUUGUGCCGCGCUUUGGUCGAAGCUGGUCGUGGAUAUCACGGGAGCACCAUUCGUUCUCUGUACGAGGGUCUGAUAUUUAGUUUCGGGUCUCAACUCAGUCGUGCCAGUCGACCUAUACUGGAUACGUUGGUGCGACGGUAUCUGGCUUUGAUACAUGGAACCCGAGAGCAAAAACUGGACCAUACUUCACUGUCCCAUUUGUUAUCCAGUCCACUCCCCAUGCCUGCUCAUCGAUCAACCCUGAAAGACCAGUCUUCGGCAAUGGACUAUUUACCUGUUGAAGGUUAUUGGGUUCCUCGUGGGCCAGGUGAACCACGACAAACUAGUCCCGAUGCCCUGGUAGACGGCUCUUAUGUGUUGACUCCUAGUGUGCGUGCUAAUCUCAAGGAUCUGGCCAGGGUUGUUGCAGCUGGUGGAAGCCUGCCAAUCCUGCUACAAGGUGAAACGUCGGUCGGUAAGACCUCACUUAUCACCUAUUUGGCUGAGCGCAUUGGCCAGGUGUGCUACCGGAUCAAUAAUCACGAGCACACUGAACAGCAGACCUACCUGGGCACGUACACAGUUGCAUCAGCUACUGCACAAGCAAACAUGACAGGCCAGGUGAAAGACGGCACACCGCCUCCUCUGGUGUUUCAGCAUGGUCCUUUGGUACAGGCCAUGCGUCUGGGCCACUGGAUCAUAUUGGAUGAAUUGAAUUUGGCACCAACUGAAAUUUUGGAGGCGCUAAACCGGGUACUCGAUGACAACCGCACAUUGUUCAUUCCGGACACGCAAGAAGUUAUUCGGGCUCACCCUCAAUUCCGAUUAUUUGCAACGCAAAAUCCGCCUGGUCUGUACGCUGGUCGUAAAGUGCUGUCCCGAGCUCUGCGAAAUCGAUUCAUCGAACUUCACUUUGACCCGAUUCCACGUGGAGAAUUGGAGGUGAUUUUGGAAAAACGAUGUGCCUUACCACAAAGUCGUGCUCAUCGCCUCGUGGAAGUGAUGCACCGCUUACAGCUCGCCAGAUGUCAGUCGAAUGUCUUUUUGGGCAAAGACAGCUUCAUCACACUCCGUGAUUUAUUCCGUUGGGCGGAACGCUAUCGUCUGGCAACCUGUGAUCUGGCGGAUCCAGAAAAUGACUCAGAAAAGCGUUUGACUUUCUUCGAUUGGGAUGCAUACCUCGCAGAGCAAGGAUAUCUGCUCCUUUCUGGUCGUGUAAGAAACGCCGAGGAAACCCGUGUGGUUGCGGAGGCAUUGGAAACUGUCUUCAAGCGACCGAUAUCCGAGGCGAAACUAUUUGAUCUCUCUGAAGAAACCUCCUCAGUGUCGAAGGAGUUUCUUCAGCCCCUUCUGUCGGAGAGUGACGUUCGGCCUGCUGGAUUUGAGCACGUCGUAUGGACCAGGGAUAUGCGGCGUAUGUUGGUUUUGGUUGGGAAUGCACUCAAGUAUAAGGAGCCUAUUCUACUUGUUGGGGAGACUAGCUGCGGAAAGACAACCGUCUGUCAGUUGUUUGCUGCCCUCAAACACCAGAAGUUGCAUUGCGUCAAUUGCCAUCAGUAUACCGAAGCCAGUGACUUCCUUGGUGGUCUACGUCCCAUUCGACGCGUUUCUUCCCAAGACGGAGCAGAAGUUGACGAUGGCCGUCUCUUUGAAUGGGUCGAUGGUCCUCUGGUGGUUGCGAUGUCACGCGGAGAGAUGUUUCUGUUGGACGAAAUAUCUCUGGCUGAUGAUGCUGUUCUCGAGCGUCUCAACAGCCUACUCGAACCGGAACGACGUCUGAACUUGGCUGAACGAUCAGAAGGUGCUGGUUCCAUUGGAGUGUUGGAAACUAACGACUUGACUGCGCACAUCGGAUUUCGCCUUGUUGCUACCAUGAAUCCGGGUGGGGAUUAUGGUAAGAAGGAACUCUCACCUGCAUUGAGAAAUCGAUUCACAGAGAUUUGGUGCCCAACACCGGCUUUUACGAGUCCGAACCUCGAGGCUUUUCCUACAUCCUCCUCAGACUUACAACUGAUUGUGGUGCAUAACUUGAAGCUGCAUCUCCCUUCGCUCAGAACCAGUCCUGAUUUGGCACAGCGGCUUUCGUAUGCAAUGGUAGACUUCGCUUCGUGGUUUUCUUGGGCACUUCACGACGAUACAACAGCCAAUCACUUGGUUUCUACUCGGAAAUCUCCACCUACCAUUCGUGACCUUUUGGCAUGGAUUCAGUUCAUGGAGUCUGUGUGUUCUCGAUCCCCCAAUCCUGCCUCCACGCCCCCUGGAAUGUCAUCGUCAAUAGACCUGCUAAGUGCCUGUCUCCAUGGGGCUUGUUUGGUCUUUCUUGAUGCGGUGGACUGUAAACCCAUUGGCAUUCUCGAAAACCCCAGCUUGGCCGCUCAGGGUGUGAAAUUCCUCCGAGAACGUCUUGAAUCGAUCGCAUCGGAACACGGUUUAGCGGUAGAAAAUUUGUUCGUCGCCGUGAACUAUACAUGUGCUGGAGAUAGCAAUGUGGAUGGAGACUUUAGCUUCACCUCGGAUGGACGUAUGUUCGGUGCUGAUCCGUUCUACAUUGAUACGGGUCCAUCUUCGGACCCCAGUCUAGCGUUCAAUAGUCGCUUCAACUUCUCGGCGCCUACACCAGCUGUAAAUUUGCGUCGUCUCCUGCGUGCACUCCAAGUCCCCAAACGUGCUCUCCUUUUGGAAGGCAGUCCCGGUGUCGGGAAGACAUCACUGGUAUUAGCCUUAGCGAAGGCAACAGGACACGAGGUUGUACGGAUAAACCUUUCUGAGGCUACAGAAGCCAGUGAUCUACUAGGUUGUGAUCUGCCAGUUGAAGGUGCUGCCCCAGGUGUUUUUGCUUGGCGCGACGGUCCGCUUCUCCAGGGUUUGCGCGAAGGCCGAUGGAUCGUUCUGGAUGAGAUGAAUUUAGCUUCACAAUCUGUUCUCGAGUGCUUGAACGCCUGCUUGGAUCAUCGCGGUGAACUGUAUAUACCCGAGCUGGGGGCGACGUUUAAAAUACAGCCAGGUGUCACGCGGCUGUUCGCCUGUCAGAAUCCAGUCCGCGAGGGCGGUGGUCGCAAAGGACUGCCCAAGUCAUUUCUCAACAGAUUCACUCAGGUCUUUUUACAACCGUUGACCACAGCGGACCAGGAAUUCAUCAUGCAACAACUCUACCCACGUUUGCCGGCCCCAGUUAUUCAAUUAAUGGUCCAUUUCAACUGGAAACUCGCUGACGAAGUGAAUGUUGGUCGUGAGUUCGGAACGCAAGGUGGUCCGUGGGAAUUUAAUCUUCGCGACCUGAUGCGGUGGGCUGAGUUGAUUCUGAAGGGCGAGGAGUUCGAAGGAAGUAAUCCGGGUCUUUCUGUGCAUUAUGUAUACACCGACCGAAUGCGCACGGAGGCAGAUAAACGCAAGGUCGCCGAACUAUGGAACUCGGUAUGCCGUGAGCGAGGUGCCACAGAUAUGGUGUACUAUAAGCCACUGGGUCGCAUUUCUAUUGUCAACAACACUUUACGCAUCGGUAACGCUGGUUUCGAUACUGUACCCACGGUCGAUUUUUCUAAAUUGCCAAACCUACUCUUCCUCGAUCAGCAACGUAGUCAGCUAGAGAGUUUACUCAAGAUCCUGGAAAUGGGUUGGAUGGCAAUCUUGGUGGGUCCGCCAGGUUGUGCUGUUUACCUUCGGAUAUACGCUGCACUUCCAUUCUCAUUCAUCCUACAUAGCCCGUCUGUUCUGGAUCGACUGAACAGCGUACUGGAACCCGAUGGCGAAUUGGUCCUUAGCGAACGUGGUUUAGAUUCCAAUGGACGACUCAUCCGGAUGAAACCUCAUCCUGAUUUCCGUUUAAUCCUCAUCGUAGACGAAGUCAGCGGACUUGGUGCUGGUUCAACUGGUGUUUCACGUGCGAUGCGAAACCGUGGUGUUGAGAUCGCCGUAUACAAGGACCUUUCUAUGACAAAUGUGGAUCUGGAUCGUAUUCUAACUUCGAUGGGAAUACGAAAUUCCGUGGUCAACGCUCUGACAUCAUUUCAAGCUUUGUUCUCAACUGCUUGUGGCUUAACCUGCCUGCCAACUGAUCAUAUCAACCUACUGGAUGGUCUGCCCGUCACCGCGGGGCUUCUAAAGCGCCCACCUCUUGAGGCAUUGUUGUCAUGUAGUCAGCUUGCCGAAUGUCUGCUACAAAACCCCGAGACAGACGAAGCAGAACCACGACAACUGUUUGUAGAUGAGCCGGAGGAUGAUAAUCUUUUUCUCACCUUCGACCUUGAACGUCCGAAGACUGUUUGGUGUUGGGCUUUGAGCCGCGCAUUGAAUUUCGCUUACUCAUCGCGACAGACCCAUGCAAAAGCAGCCAGUGUUGUCCGAACACUCAUCAAUCGAUUCCUAUCAGUUGUGUCGGAUGAGAUCUCACUGGAAUCUAUGUACCACCAUUCAGGUGUUGUUGGUCCACGCUAUCUCUUGCACAGUUUACGUCAAUUGAUUUCUUGUGGAAACCCUGUUGAGUAUCGCCAAAAUCAUAUCCAUGUGGUCGCUUUGGCCAUCUCAUCGACUCAGUCAUCCCCACCUCCACCUCACUUGAUCCGUCGCGUGUUACUCGAGCAAGCUAACUCAGCGGAUUUGGGCGGGCUGCCGGGUCACGUAAAGGCCGUAUUCGGCCACGUAUGUCUGACACCCGAUCUUUCAGAUUAUUCUUCUCAAGCCACGGCAGAUCCUUGGGAACUGUGGCCAGACCUUCGUUGGGCUCCCGGCUGGCGGCAUUUGACGAACUCCUUGGGUGGACCUGUGUUGGAAUGGGAUAGGGUGUUACGCACUCUUUUGGUCGUUGAACUCCUGCAGAUGCAGCUGGAGCUCAUUCCCCCAAAGUCGUCGACAAAUCAAAGCUUUGGGACACUUUCGUCGUUAUCCGUUUUGGUUGUGGCCCACAAGUUCAGUGUUGGUCAGAUACCGCCUACCUGGCUAGAAAACUAUCCCGGUUUGAAUGCAAUUUUGGACCAAUGGACACAAUUUUUGCAAGCCUUCGUAGCGGACCGAACUGUGGCAUCUCAGGGGACGUCACAUGCUUAUUGGUUAUCGAUCAUCCAACGGGUGGGUUUAAUCUGGACCUGGUUGCAUCACUUUGCACUCAAGCCGCUUGGCGAUCCACAGGAUUGGUCCGAUCGGCUGGAAUUCCACAAUCAACGGGCAAACCUGUCCGCUGUGGGUGUGAAUGGCUUUAUUCCCAUUCUCAGUGCUAUUCGCUCGGUCCUCUCUCUUCCUGUCCCGAGAGUCGUUUCUUUCUCAAAUUCGGAAUUCAGUCCAAUGACACUGAAUUGUGUUUCUUUUGGGAAGAAAAUUGGUGAUUUGCUACAACUGCUGCAGUUUGGCGAACUAGAAGAGGAGGAUGAGGAUGAUUCGAAUGAUGAAUCUUUAGCAGAUGAAGAAGAUCUUGUCCAUCAAGAGGGGGUCCGCGACAACCUCUCCUCUAAUUUAAUGUGCUUGUGGCCUUUGUCGAUGCUGAGUAUUCUUCAUACCAUAUAUCAGAUGGCUGAGGUUCAACGCCAGUCCGAGUCAUUGCGUGCUUUUGUCCGGUGUCUUUUGCUGAGCAUGACCCGUCCACAACUAAUGAGUCUACUUUCACUGGCUCAGCCCUGUCACGUUACUUCAUCUGUGCAGAAACGUGCAGUCGAACAAUCCUUACUGGAGAUAUCUGAAAAGCAAGCAUUUGAACAACUGUGUGCUCGUCUGGAUUUAGUUAGCACUGGUCGUUUACUGCCCUAUCGUUCAUUUGGAACACUGGAACGACCAUCCCUCAUCAAUGAGUGGCGAUCCCUAGGUCAAGCUACCUUUGCCAUCACGUGGCCAGCGUUAUCGCGGUACAACAUGGGAGCAGAACCGACAUAUCAAACCCUUUUCGGGUGGUUCAACAGUCAAAAGGCCUACAAGAUUGCUCAUGUAAUGCUGAGUUCGCACGUGCGUUCGCCAAAUGACGCGACGUAUGCUCCCUGUCGGUCAUCCAAUGUAAAUGAUAUAACGCUGAACCCGGAUUUAACCGACUUGGUGCUAAGAAGCGGACAGCUCUUGCACGCUGUUGACGAAGCACUCGUUACUAAAAUCCACUCUCCUGCAAUUCACCACGCUCCUAUGCAUCCUGACUCAUCGUUUUCGGAAACUCACCCAGACUUGGAUUCUCUGCUCCAAUGGAUCGUCUCCAAGCUGCAGCCGCGGUUAUCCGAAAGUGUCCUCAUGGCUUCUGUGUCCCCAAAUUGGUCUGAAAUCCUUCAGUUAUGUGAAUGGCUUAUUGGUUAUUUGUUGAAAAUCAAAGAUGAUCCGUCCAACAAUGAUCUAAUUGGCAUCGCUUGGACUCUUUUCGGUUGCCUCUACGUACGAUGUGUUUGUCCAGUCGCUCCGCUCGAUCCAUACAUAGUUGCACGAGUUGAAGAGGUCGCAGUGGCCACUGAGCUAGAACGAGUGGAUCGAGAAAUCGAGUUGCGACGAGCCAUACGCAGAAUAUCUUUCGGCGACCCAUCGGGCGCGCUCCCCAAAGAUGGCGAUGAUUCAAAUGAAUGGUUCUCUGCCACAAACCUCCAAGGGUUGGCUGAAGCCGGCUUGGAACACCCUUGGAUCAGUGCUAUAGUCACCUACCGUGAGCAGUUAGUGGAAAAGUCAGAGCAGUUGGCUAAGCACAAUGUUAUUUCGCGCGGACCUAUCCCCCUUUCUCGGCAGGUCUCCAACAUUCAGUACUCGCAACUUCGGCGCCGACUAUCUACAUUCGUGGUUGGAUUCACCGAAAAACUCCUGCUUCACCGUUGCUCCAAUCAAGGUCUACCUCAACUCAAUCCGGACAGUAUUCAGCGGUGGUUGGAAGUGGCCUCCGACCUUGCUGAAUGGUUGACGGAACCUGAGAGAUUCCAUACAUUUGCUGACAUUGUGGAACCGUUAUUACAUGGAGUGCUUGCGACUUUGGUAGAUAGAAUUUGCACCCGAGAUGUGCAUUGGCUUCAAAGUUUACUCGUAUUCUAUCUUCCGGGCAUUUGCUCUAAGAGCCACAAGACUAUUGAGGAAGAGGAAUUCAAGCUGGAUGUUGUCUAUUCUUCGAGGUUUACAAAUAUGGACACAUUAUGGCCCCCUGCCGAUGAAUAUGAAGGUAAGGCGGAAGCGAUGUCAGCGACGGUGACUGAUCUGGUUGGUCUGUUGUCAACUGGCCUAAUGAGCAAUCAAACAGUCAUUGAUCGACCGCUUUCACUCAACUGUCUAUCCUCAUCCCUAUAUCUGGCCUACCAACUGACUAGCGUCAGUGUCCGCAAUACACUAAAACAAGCAGCCAUUGCAGUGUCCCUGGAAACGAAUCCUUCCGGCCCUACUCAAGCCCUGGCCUUCCAGGUGGAAUUCCGCUUAUUCUCGUUAAUACUGGAUCUUAUCUGGUUGCAUCAUGUUGACUCUGCUGGUAGUCAUGACUAUCAGCUUACCUCUUUCACGGGGCGACUCUUAGCCUUUCUCAACCGACCCUUGGCCAGACGUUGGCAUCAAGCAGAAGCUGAUCGGAAGAAAGCGGCUGCUGAGCGGGCUGCUCUUUUCAUCGAGGCAGCGAGUCGAAAGCACCGGAUACAGGGUGAACUUCAACAAGGGUCAAAGUCAAAGAAGGACAAUGCACGGGACGUGCAAGCAGAUUUGAUCGAUCCGGAUUUAGUAGAAGAAGUCGAGUGGCGAUUGCGCUUCCCCGAAACCGCUAGCCUUAACGCAUUGGCGGAAAUGAGCGCGGAGUCUGGACAGCUUGGUCUGGGACGAGAAGAACAGAUACAACAGACCGUUCGAAAGCUGGAGCAGGUGGACAAAUGGUUAGAACGGGCUCUUGGUGAAACCACUCGAACUUGGAUCCCCGAUGAGUCGGAACUCAUUUACUGGGUCGAUCGGACAGUCGAACUGCUGUUGUCUCAAGCUACCAAUGUGGUUUCUAAAGACCAUGCGUCCGAGUGGCGUUGGCAUACUUUACUCAAUGGAUACAGUAUGGCUAGCUGGUUGACCUUACACAGUUCUGUCAGCUUGGACCCAAGCACGGACAAACAAAGUCUGUCGACCCUUUUAGCUAUCACAGCCUAUUUGGCACAAAAUGACUUGCGUUCCAAAGCCCGACUACCCAUUCACCAAGAGCGAAAUGCGUCUUUGGAUGUUUAUCGGGACCCUAUACCUUUGGAUGCUGCUUCGAGACUGUUGGCCGUUCUGGAACAUCUAGAACGCAGGGUUAGACAGAUUUUACACGAGUGGCCGGGCCAGCCGAGUCUACUUCAUCUACUCACGCUCAUUCGUCGCCUCGAAGGAUUUCAUGUUUCCGAUCCACUGAUGAAGUUUCUUACAGGAGUAGAAAUGAUCUGGCAGGAAAUGCAUGAAUGGGAGAAGAAUGCAUCCAGACACGUGUCUUUAAUGGACCAGAUCAAAGAAGUUUGUGAACUUCUAAUCGAGUGGCGCAAAAUGGAACUGAAAUGCUGGCUUUCCACUCUGGACACCGCGACAUCCGCGUUCUCGAGUCGUGCGGCAACCUUGUGGUUCCAUCUCCAUGACGUUUUUUUGAGACCACCAGGACACGCUACCUCUGAUUCCACUGUGGGGAACACCCAGUCGGAAUCGGAUCGAUGUGAAGUUUUGGUCGAAUUAAUGGAAAAUGGUCCUUUGGGAGAAUUCCCGAUGCGCUGGCGUCUGCUUGCUGCUCUCCGGACCGCAUUGGACAUCUGGCCUGGCCUUCCAACCCAGGAUCGCGAGACAAACAAACGGAUUGUUGGCAAUGUGGCCUGGUUCUACGGACAGUUUCUCCCUGCCGUGCAGAAUGAAAUCAAGUGUCUACGAAAGCCAAUUGAAAAAGACUUACGGGGAGUUGUACACAUUACCAAAUGGGGCGAUUAUGCAUGCUUCUGGUCAGUUAAAUCCAACGUGGACCGAUGCAAGAGGACCAUUCACAAGCAGGUUCGGAACUGGGAAACAAUCCUUCGCCGUCCAGUUCGUCCGCUUUUCGAGACUGCGAUAUCUGUUCCACGAUUCGAACGUCCACCCAACGCGGACUGUCCGGACAUGCCGGUCUCUUCACUUCCAAGUGCGUCAGACGCGAAGAACUACUGGCUCUCACCUCAAGACUUCCAGUGGAUAUGCACUCAGCGUACCAUGAAUCCACAGUUUGGUAGCCACUUCGGGCGACUUCCAACGCUCGUGCCAAAGUUCCAUGUCCAUCUGAGACGGAUGGCAUCUGGUUCUCCAGUCACCCACUGGAUUCAGCAACUUCAGACAGGAACCGAAGCCUGGGCAGCCCUGCUGACUGAUCUAGAAACGUGCACUCGGCAGCUGGAGUCAACCUGUCCUCCGGCCCAUCUACUCCGUCAACUCCAUGCUGCAAAGUCUACUGGCAAACGGAAGGUAACCGGGUCCGAUAAUACGGAAGAACUGGAACAGGCUCGACGUUGGAAUCAGCAGUUCACAACGCUACAACAGCGCAAACGCUGGGCUCUUUCCCAAUGGUUCAAGGUUGCAGGCAACCCUCACAGAGCCAACCCUGGAGAAAACGCACCUCAUUCGUGUUCAGAUCUCGACUGUGAUACAUCUAGUGACGCUGUGGAUACUGAGCUGCCGGGUCCUGAUGUUGACCUGAAUUCAUAUGAUGACGACAACACUUCUUUGCCGCAGCUGGGCUUAUCCUACUUACGUGGACAGCGCUACUCACAUACUGGAUCGAUGACGUCAUUCCUUUCACAACUUAGCGGCGAUCCGUGGAGAUACGUGCACUCGCACGAGGGAACUGAUCUGUACCGAAUAGGCAGCAAAGAGUACACCUUGCCUACCAUUGUGUGCAGACGCCUAGCUUGUCUGGUAGCUCUGCGUGGUGGCUUACCGCGUACCCCAGGCCCACCCGGUGCCACCCCGGAAACCGUUUCUGAGAUCGUUACAGAACUUGGUGGACCCACUAACCUGGCUCGGCUAACUGGCCUGGCCGAUGAUUUGUUGAACAACUGUGUCGCUGCCAUUCGGAGCUGCAGCCAGCUGACCGAAGCUGCAAACCAGCUGUUUGUCCAAUCAGACGCUUUUCGAUCUACCUUCGACGGGAAAGCAGAUAGUUGUUCCUCGGAUGUGGCAAAGGAUGAUGUAAUAUAUGUGCCUCUUGGUUCUGAUCACAUACAACUACGUAGGAUCCGAACCUCCGUUAAAACUGUGGGUCAGUUGGCUCGCGAUGCUCUGCAACAGUGCACCCUUUUUUGGGGUGUGUGUCAUCAACUCCAGUCCACAACCCCUGUGACUACAGAUGAUUUGAAGUGUAUUUUCGGCUCGGACCUCUGGGAGAAUUUGGUUGCACCUGUUGCCCUUCCCUCAAUCAAGGUAUUUGCGGAUUUCUGCCGUCACAUUUGCGCCAACUAUCUUGAUCGAUUAACCGCAGCAGUUGAGGCGAUUUCUGAGAAUGUCAAUCUCAUAUCGGCUUCACCCACUUUCCUGCUCACCCAUUCGUCCUGUCAAAUCUAUGUGUGCCUGUCAACUGCUUUGGAAUCCUUCCUCUCGAUAAGUGAUGCCAUUGUGUCAGACUGUCGCCAAAAUGGCUUUCAUAACAAUGUGGAAUCGAGUCUUGCACGAACAACCGAUCGUUUGCGUUUUGAAUAUCAGUUCCUUUCCACAAUCGUCACUCAGAACGCACUACGUGCACUGCGUUGUGAUGAAAUUUCGAAAGAAGAGUGCGACAGUGCGCUUUGUGUCCUAACUGACAAUCUCAUUCAAAGUAUACUUCGUACAUUGGGGACCUUAUAUCAUGCAGAUCGAUAUUCCGAGGAUAUGGGACAGAUUGACCUACUUUUGCACUUUUCCGAUGAGAUGUCGGUUUCUGCGUCAGAUUUGAUCUUGGCCCAAGUGAACAAGUUGUUGACCCGAUGCCGUGUUAAGUUGGAACAGAGCCAGGGUGACGUUUUGACCUCAGGUGUGCGUCUCACUCGAGCAGUUUUCCCGCUAGUUGAUGCUUUAUCCAAAGCUGUUGAACUUCGCGCAACGCAGUUCUGGCAGCUUCUGGAUGAGUGGACUAGACUGGGCGAACGUGUUCUUCGUAUCACAGGGCGUCUUCUUGUGGAUGGUUUUUGCCGUCCAGCUGGUUUAGACCGAUCCAUGUCAGAUGAAGCCAAUGGCGGUAUGAGCUGUGAUAACCAGGCUUUGGAUUCCCGGGAGCAGGAGGGUUCCGGCGGUGGUACGAGUCUAACAGCCGAAGGUGUCGAUACGACUGGUGCCAAGGACGUCAGCAAGGAACUUGAAUGUCAAGAGCAAAUCGAAGGUUUAAUGGAUGAAACUCAGAAAACCAACCAAGCAGACGACCAUGGAGCCGCGGAAGACGAAUCUGAAGGUAUAGAGAUGCCCGAUGACAACUUUCGCGGUGAAUUCGGAGACGACCAGCCGCUAGGGAUCGAUGAGCAGGAGGAUGAGCUAAGUUCUGCAGAGGAUACACAAGACUUGGAGAACCGAAUGGGGGACGGUGCAAACGGAGCAUCCGAUGAAGUGUUCAAGGAAAUGUGGGCUUCCGACAAUGAGGAGGAGCCUGCGAGUGCACUACCUCCUGCUGAGAACGAUGCAGGUGGUGUGCAGGAUCAGACCGAUGGGAAACAGGAUGAGAAAGACACCAAGGACGGCAGUGAUGUUCAGAGGCAGAAAAAAUCGUUAGACUCAGAUCAUUCCGCGCAAGAAGAAAAUGAGGAAGCUAAUUCAGGCGAAGCUGAAUCGAGUCCUCCAUCUAAGAAAGGUCCAAAGUCAGUGAAAGACUUCCAAAACAAGACAACUGUUGCAGGUGAUGAUGGUCAAAUGCCCCCAAACAAUGAACAGGAAUUGACACCAGAUGCUGAGUCCGAACAAGACCAUUCAACCGAUGGUGAUCAGGCUCGAAAGGAAGACGAUUCAUUAGCCGCGCUUGAGGCCAAAAGGUUGGAAGACGAAGAGGAGUCAACAGGCAAUCAGACAGAAGAUCUUCCGGACGAUCUUCCCGACGAAGCCAUGAAUUCGCCUUCGGAAGAGGCUGCUAAUGCGGAUUCCGGUAAACCGGAAGAGGAGAGCGGGCAGGAUGAAGUUGACCCCGGUUACGAGGACCAAAUCAUGCCCCUUGAUCAAGGUGCCGAGGAUCAGACCGAAUUGCAAGAUCCAAAGAUGGAAGACUUUCAAUAUAAUCCAGCCUCGGGAGAUUUGGGCCAGGACAAGGCUACGGCCGGUUUGGAUGGCGCUCCUGUGAGCGAGGAUACAAGACCAACGGAACACGAUCGUGAACAAGAUUCAGUUCAUCAGCUACCGGAACAAACAGAACAGUCAACCGGAAGUAGAGGAGGACAGCGAGUUGGUACUGGUCAGUUCGGUGACCUCGCCCCUGAUCAGAUAGAUGCGAAGGAUAGAUCAGCUCCGGCUGCGAAAACCGAGGGUAUUGCACCGAAAAGGCGGAGCGGACUGAAGCCUGUGUCUGAAAAUCGAUCACAGGAUCCAAGUGCUACGGACGCAAUGAAGAAGAAAGAAAUAUUAGAUCCGGCCAAAUCAGGACAAGUCCGCUCUCCUGAAAUCGACCAAGAGGGGCUCACGGAUGCUGAUUUGUAUGAGCACAUGGAAGAAGACACAAUGGAUACCGGAAAUGAUUCUGGAAUAAGAGCGUUUGAUUCAGCUACAGAAAGUCAAAGAAAACAGCAAACACGAUCGGAACAGAAACCGGAGCAGGCGGACACAGAUGUUGGGCUAGAAAAUGAUGAAGAAACAAGGGAGGUGCCACCGAAUCUCAUCCCCACAGAUGUUCCGGAAGAGCAGCCACUCUCGUCCGGCCUACCUCUUCAGCAGCGCCUUUCUGGAAAGUCUUCUAAAGGCGAUCUUGCUGGAGAAGAUGUCGUGGAGUCUGACCCAGACGCGAGAAUUGUUGCUACCCUCGGGGCUCAAAGACCUCCGGAUUCGUUUAUAUGUACUCGUCCUGAAGCUCUCGUUCAAUCCACCGCUGGGUCGCACAUGUUUGAUGUCGGUUUGGCGGUCGAACGCGCAGACCUUCAUUCCGUCUCGACAGAGGAAGCCAAGAAGGCCUUUUUCGAAUGGUCCGCGUGUUCAGCUCGAUCAGCUGGGUUGGCACGACAACUUUGCGAAUCACUUCGUUUAGUGCUUGAACCGACCAAAGCGGCCCGCAUGCGUGGGGAUUAUCGCACCGGUAAACGGAUCAAUAUGCGCAAGAUCAUACCAUAUUUGGCGAGUCAUUUCCGGAAAGACAAGAUAUGGCUACGUCGUUCCCAACCAAGCCAACGCGAAUAUCGGAUUCUCAUAGCGGUUGACGAUUCUUCCUCGAUGUCUGAUAACCUCUGUCGUCAGAUGACGUUCGAUUCGUUGGCUACGGUUGUUACGGCUCUCAAUCUGCUGGAAGUUGGCCGAAUCGGAGUUUGCAGCUUUGGGGAAUCUGUUCGCAUACUCCACGACUUGCAAGACACAUGGGUAGGAGACGCUGGUGCCAAUGUUCUUGCUCAGUUUACCUUUAAACAAUCCCGCACUUCCCUGAUACAGUUAUUACAAAGCGCCAUAAAAGCGAUGCAAAUGUGCAACUUGCCCACAACAACUGGAUCCAUGCCAAGUCAGUUGCUCCUAAUUCUGUCGGAUGGAGUAUUCUCAGAAGAUCCUCAGGACUCGAGGGUUCAGGCUGCGGUCAGGUUGGCCAGGGAUUCCCGGCUCUUUCCUGUUUGUCUGAUAUUGGACGAUGUACGCAAAAAGCAUUCCAUUUUUGACCUGAGACGCUACACGUCCAGUGGAAAAUUGGUGCCAUAUAUGGACACUUUCCCUCUGCCAUUCUACCUGGUGCUACGAGAUGUGACCGCCCUACCACAACUUCUCUCGGAUGCUUUACGUCAGUGGUUUGAACUGGAGGCUUCUUUCGGUCGGUAGACCCGACUUCCGACCCCAUUGUAUACAGUAUUCUUGUACAAAGACUGGAUCUCUGGAUAAAAU
Messenger RNA from Opisthorchis viverrini, 16491 nucleotides. RefSeq lists its product as hypothetical. The coding region runs from base 1 to 16428 and encodes 5475 amino acids. Gene Ontology annotation, biological process: rRNA processing; ribosomal large subunit assembly. The record is from RefSeq and is a predicted model, not a curated record. Gene Ontology annotation, molecular function: ATP binding; ATP hydrolysis activity. Gene Ontology annotation, cellular component: preribosome, large subunit precursor; nucleus. NCBI's taxonomy places the organism in Eukaryota, Metazoa, Platyhelminthes, Trematoda, Opisthorchiida, Opisthorchiidae. The transcript has 62 exons.